This is a messenger RNA of Acaulospora colombiana, 1410 nucleotides long. The record is from the annotation of a GenBank genome assembly. Lineage: Eukaryota; Fungi; Glomeromycota; Glomeromycetes; Diversisporales; Acaulosporaceae.
AUGCUCGGAGAGAUAGACGAAUCGACACUCAUUAACCUGGUAAUACACAAUUUUAAACAGCAUGAAGGCGACGCCCGGCAAAGGGAUAUUCGCCAAGAAGUUAUUUCCGACCUUCUACUGGUAUGCCUUGGUCUGGUUCAAGACAAUUCAAAUAGGGAUGGCAAGAAAUGCUACGAAGAAAUAAAUAUAAAAGAACGGAUGGAUCAAGUAGCAUCAAGUGCGAAAAGCAAAGGACUGUUCCUAUUGCCAUCUGAAAUUUCAUCAGCACAAAUAAUGGAACCAGGGGAAUACGAUUCCAGAUCAAGAGCGAUAUUAUUUGAAUUUUCAAAACAUUUUGAAAUUUCGGUAUCCAUGGUUAAGGCUUUGGAGAAAGUUUUGGCGCAGCAUUUGUAUUUUCUGCAGCAACAGCAGAUUGAAGGUGGAUUAAAAAACAGCGAUGUAGAUACCAGUAUACAAGAAUUACAAGAUGGCGCCAGCACAAGCUUGGUCAACCGUGAAAAGAAAAAGAAGAAAUGGCGUUGGAUGGCCACUGGUGUUGGUGUGGUUGUUGGAGCAACCGCAAUAGGCUUGACUGGUGGUUUGGGUGAUGAAGCCGCUCCAUUAGUUGCAGCUGGUAUAGGGGCGAUAACUGGGGCAGGGAUAAUUGCAACAACUGCCUCAAGCGUGGUUAAUAUUGUCAUUUCGGGGUACCUCUUGGAAAGUAGCAAUGAAGUGACCAAACCUUGGCUCCCGACGUUCGAAAACACCGCAGACUAUAGUGACACCUUUGCGUUGUCUUUCGAUCCCGAGAUUCUCAGAUCGCUUGGACGGGCGUUUCGCAUGUUCUUGGCCGAAUCUGCUGUCAAGGUCGCCGCGCAAUCGGCAUUACAAAAGACUGUGUUCGCAACUUUGGCGAGUGCCCUUAUGCUACCGGCGACGCUGAUGAAAGCAAGUGAUUUGAUAGAUAAUCCUUGGGCAUUAGGCGUUGAUCGUGCAUGCAAGGCUGGUUUGGUUUUAGCGGAUGUUUUGAUCGGACGAGUUCAAGGAAAGCGCCCUACUGUAUUGGUAGGAUAUUCACUUGGCGCCUUGGUAAUUUGGUCAUGCCUGUGCGAAUUGGUGAAGAGACAAAAGUAUGGCUUGAUCGACAGUGUGAUACUCAUUGGUGCGCCGGUUCCCUCUACACCCGCUACUAAAUGGCAAGAAGCAGCCAGCGCAGUUUCCCGUCGAUUCGUGAAUGCAUAUGCAACUAACGACAUUGUACUUGGACUGAUUUACAGAAUGCAUUCAUUUGGUCUUAAUGUCGCUGGACUGGAGCCUAUUAAAUGCGACAGGGUCGAAAAUUUUGAUAUUACCCCCUUCACUACUGGGCAUUUAGGCUAUUGCGAACCGAAUACAUUGACGAAAAUACUUGAGGAGAUUGGACUAGGGUGA